This is a messenger RNA of Haemorhous mexicanus (house finch), 2409 nucleotides long. RefSeq names its product carbonic anhydrase 14 (gene CA14). Lineage: Eukaryota; Metazoa; Chordata; Aves; Passeriformes; Fringillidae. Gene Ontology annotation, cellular component: plasma membrane. Gene Ontology annotation, molecular function: carbonate dehydratase activity; zinc ion binding. The coding region runs from base 1265 to 2329 and encodes 354 amino acids. The record is from RefSeq and is a predicted model, not a curated record. The transcript is spliced from 9 exons.
GCUCGCGCGUGGGGGAACGCCUGCGAGGCGGGGCUUCCAGGAGAGGGGCGGGGCCAUGGAGCGCGUGCAGGGUUUGCCCGGGGGUCCCCCCGAGCGCCCCCAGCCCCCCCAAAAUAUUCCCCCCAAAAUCCCUCCCACGGCCAGAGCCCCAAGGCCCAGGAGGCUCAGGGUGACCCCAAGACCCCUCCACAAGGCCCAGGGCCCCCCUCAGGCCCCCCAAACUCUCAGAGCCCCCCGAGAGCCCGGCAAACCCCCAUCCUACAAACCCCUCACCCCAUAAACCCCAAUCCUACCAACCCAUCACCCCGCAAAUUCCCAUCCUACAACCCCCUCACCCCACAAUUCCAGAGCUCGCAGCCCCAUCCCCACCCUCCCCACACCCCGACACCCCGGGCAUGGCCCCUCCAGCCCCCCCGUCCCCCCGGGGGGGCCCGUCCCCCUGGGUGGGUAUUUAGGGCCGGCCCGGUGGCACCCGGCCCCCCUUGCCCCCCGCCAUGCUGAGUGCGCUGCUGCUCCUGGGGGGCCUGGCCCCCGCCCUGGCCGCUGGUGAGUCCCCCCGGGGUGCCCCCCGCAGAUCCCGCUUUGGGGUGCACCCCCAGCCCCCCUCAGGUGCCCCCAUGUGGGGCCAGGGGGCUCAGCCGGGCCCCCACCCCAAAUCCUCCACUCUCCCCAACAGGUCCCCACUGGACGUAUGAGGGUGAGUGGGGCCCCACGCAGGGACCCCCCCAUUUAUCCCCACACCCCCUGAACUGAGGGGUUCCCAUGGGUGUCCCCAGAAGGUGGGGAGGUGAUGGGUGACAGCCCCCCCCAUCUGUGUCCCCCCAAAUGGGAAGAUGAGCAGAUCACCCUCUUGUUGCCCCUUGGGCCCCCCAAACAUGUCCCCAGACAUCUGGGACCCCCCCCAAACGGGAAGGAGAUGGGCAGAUCACCCUCUUGCUCACCCCCAGAAAUCUGGGACCCCCCAAAUGGGCACCCACCUAGCUCCCCUAAGCCAGGCGGGGGUGAAUGGGUGCAGCCCCCCAAAUUUCCCCUCCUGCCCCCCCCCCCCUUGCCCCCCUCGCUCCAAUGGUCCCUUUGUGCUCCUUUACAUAAGGCUCCUGCUGCCAAAUCCAAUUAGGAUCCGGCCUUGGCCAAAUCCCGCUAAGCCCCAUCCCGGCGGGCCCAGGGGGACCCAUGGGUGCCCCCCCGGCCCCGCGGGCUCGGCUUUGUCCCCGCUCUCCCGCCUGGAAAAAAUGUCCCCAGCAGAUUAACGAGGCCCUUGGGAAUGUCACCCGCGUCCAGGUUUGGGGGGCACCGAGGGCGUUUUGGGUCACGGGGGCCGUGCUGGGUGAAGAUGGGGGGGGUCCCACCGGGGGUCUGGUGCCCCCCAGGUCCCCACGGGCAGCAGCACUGGCACGAGGCACACCCGGAGUGCGGGGGCCGGGCUCAGUCACCCAUCGACAUCGCGACAGCGCGGGCACAGCACGACCCGUCCCUGCCGCCGCUGCUGCCCGAGGGCUACGAGCACCCCGAGAGCCCCCAGCUGACCCUCGCCAACAAUGGCCACACCGCCGUGCUGGCGCUGCCACCGUCCCUGCGGCUCCGGGGGCUGCCCAGCGCCUUCGCUGCCCUUCAGCUCCACUUCCACUGGGGCCGGCCCGGGCACGCCGCUGGAGCUGAGCACCUGCUGGACGGGCACCGUGCCCCCGCCGAGAUGCACGUGGUGCACUUUGAUACCGAGCGUUUCGGCGAUGCCAGCGCGGCGCAGCGGCACCCGGGCGGGCUGGCCGUGCUCGGCGUCCUCCUGGAGCUGGGAGACGACCCCCACCCCGCCUAUGACAACAUCCUGAGGCAUCUCGGCAGCAUCCGCUACGCAGGGCAGACGGUGGCCAUCCCCUCCUUCAGCAUCCGGGAGCUGCUGCCCGAGCACCUGGAGCGCUACUACCGCUACAACGGCUCCCUGACCACCCCGCCCUGCUCCCAGAGCGUCCUCUGGAGCCUCCUCCCGCAGCCCGUCCGCAUCAGCCGCGCCCAGCUGGAGCAGCUCCAGGGAAGCCUUUACUCCACGGAGGAGGGCCAGGAGGAGCCGCAGCUCCUGGUGGACAAUUUCCGAGCCCCGCAGGAGCUGAACCAGCGCCCGGUGCUCGCGUCCUUCCCCAGGGAGCCAGAGGGAUAUUCCACAGGUGAGGUCAUCGCCAUCAUCUUCGGCGCCCUCGCCAGCUGCCUCGGCCUCUUCCUCACCGUCCACUUUGGGGCCAAGAGGAUGCGGGCGAGGCGGGCGCAGGCACAGGACGUGGUGUUCAAGGCUUCCUCCCGCCGCUCGCCCGUGGAUGCUGGGCACGCCCGCUGACCCCGGGCCGGGCUGGGCUGGGCUGGGAGGGGCCGGCCCACGCCAUCCCCCAGCCCCACUGCAAAUAAAACCCCUUCCCC